Salvelinus sp. IW2-2015 is the source of this 3123-nucleotide messenger RNA. It is a transcript of the gene minar1, whose product is annotated as membrane integral NOTCH2 associated receptor 1. The record is from RefSeq and is a predicted model, not a curated record. Lineage: Eukaryota; Metazoa; Chordata; Actinopteri; Salmoniformes; Salmonidae. Gene Ontology annotation, biological process: negative regulation of cell population proliferation; negative regulation of TOR signaling. Gene Ontology annotation, cellular component: plasma membrane.
UGGGUGCCUUUUUAGCGCCACACGCGCGCGCGUGAGAACGCCGACAGCUCGGUGCCGACAGCUCGGUUCCUACAGCUAACGCAAAUCCGUCCCGGAGUGAAGACAUAGUCCACCUAUUGGAAUACAUACAAAAUAUGAUAAAUUAAGGAUUUAUCCGCACGGGAGUGACUGGGGAUCGAAUCGGAUCUUUUGGAUGGUUAUUUACUACGGUGUCCGACUGGAAUGUAUAUUAUGGUGUAUGGUUCAAUGAAGAAUGAAUGUUGUGCGUCAACUUCGCAUUGCUACCACCUUGUUUUGGUGACUUUGAGGAAUCUAUACCUUUUGAAUGCUCACUCGGAUGAGAGCAAAUGGAAUCGGGCGUUAGGGUCAUCCUCCUAUCUCUCUCAUAAGGGGGACAGGUCUCCCUUGUAUUUGAGACGUUCUAUUUCCAUGGCAUCCCCUGUACAGUAUACUUUUAAAGAAUAGGAGACUAACGAGGAUAUCAACAUCUAGCUCCAUCCCACACCACAUGCCAUGGAUCCCCUACCAGAGUACUCCCUGUUCCUAGUCCGGAUCCUGGAGGAACUAGACACUAAACACAGUAGUGUGUCCUACCAGGAUCUCUGUAAGUCCCUGUGUGCCCGSUUUGACCUGGUCCACUUGGCCAAGCUACGGAGCCUUCUGUUCUACACAGCCUGCCUGGACCCAGCCUUCCCUGCCACUCUCUUCAAAGACAAGAUGAGAUGUACUGUUGAGGACCAGCAGUCUAAGAAACUCAUGGUGGCAGCGGAUAUCGUCACUAUGUUUAACCUAAUCCAAAUGAACGGGGGGAUCGCCAAAGAUAAGCUCCCGAUGGCACCACCGAGGCKCAAGUUCCACAAGAACCAGUCGUUUGAGUCAUGCAGGUCCGACACUGAUGUUUAUAAGUACCAGGACUAUGAGAGGGGCGGCGGUUAUGACCUCAUGGAUCAACCCUCCAGGGCGGGUCACCACCCCCACCAUCGCCCCAUGUCCCAAAACAACUCCUCCCACCCCCGCCCACACCCCCAUCCCCACUCCGCAAGCUCGAAAUCCAACUGUAACCCUCAGUUUAUCCCCACCUCGGACCCUAACUUCCUAUUGGGCGUCAACAAGGAUCUAAAAUGUCGAGCAGCGUCGCUAGAUAAGCUGCAACACCUGCCCCAGUACUCGAGCUGCAGUCCUCCCUCYCCGCCCUGCGAGAUGCAGAGCACCUACUUUCCCAUAGACAUUGACAGUGAGUCCACCACAGACCAGGAGUCCCUGCAACACAUCAACCACACGGAGCCCUUCUCUGUCCACUCCUGUGUCCAGAAGAGAAACAUCUUCAAGGAGGAUUUUCACAACCUGCUAGCGUUCUCCCCACAGGUCAUCACCUCAGAGUCCAAACCAAACGUCAGGGCAACUGGAGGCUACCACCGAAGAGAGCUYCACAAACCUGCCACAUUCUUCAACCACAGCUUCGAGCUGCCCUACAGUAACCCCUACUUUGAKCCUACUAUGAACUCGCCCAUUCAGGACAAACGGCGAGCGAAGCACGAGAGUCUGGACGACCUUCAAGCGUCUACGUAUUUCGGCCCAACGACAGUGACGGAGUGCGUGAACACACGGAGGAGUACGGCUAGGCCGGGGAAGCAGCCAAUUUGGCCCGUGAAAAGCCUGAGUCUGAAUGCUGAAGAAGGGCCACCGGAUUUCGAGAGGUCAUUUCUGAACGGGAAACCRCUGAAAGACAACCAUCGCCACAAUGUAGUCAAUAAAGAGAAUGAGCAGCACUUCCAGUGUGCCAAAGAGAAAGUGGUGGCCUCCCCUUCAGGGUUCGCAAAGAAAACCAACGGGUUGAAAACAAAGGAAAUGUCUUCAAUGGCGUGCGGUCCCGGGGUGGGUGUCGACAAAAGAGASGUAGGGAAAAUAUUUAAAGAGAAAGGCAUCAACAGUACGUCUUUUCAAGGAGGUAACAUAGACAGCUCGUCCAGCGUAGGGACACAAACGGAGCAGGCCGAACAGAGGAAGCUAAAAGACUAUGCCGCCGCUCRCGCAAAAUACGUCGAGAGAGAGAGGCACUCGUGCAAACAAUCGGAAGAGGACUCUGAGAUCAUCAGCGAUGACAUCAGUGACAUCUUCCGCUUCCUUGACGACAUGAGCGUGUGCGACUCGCUGGGCAUCAUCCAAUCGUCGUGCUACAACAGCAUCGGAUCUCUCUCUCAGGUGACCAUGAAGUCUGACGGCGACAGCUCACCCGAAUGCAACACGGUCAAACUGGCCAAGUCCAAGCUGGACUGCCUCUUUCACUCCCUAGAGGACACGGACGACGAGCUCAAAUCGAGCGUGUGCAAGCUUGUUAUGAGGAUAGGUGAGAUCGAGAAGAAGCUGGAGUCUCUGUCCGGAGUCCGAGGGGAGAUCUCGCAGGUGCUCUCCAAGCUCACCAAACUCGACGAGAAGAUCCAGGAACCCGAAACCAACGGGAGACCAGGCGAAAACGCUUUAGCCACCACUUCCACCACAGAUCACCUUCACCCYGACCCCAACCUCUCACCCCAUGUCUUUCAGUGCCACACGACAGGCCACAACAUCAAGGUGGACAACGGAUCAGUGGAGUGGGGCUGCUCAGACAGUGAGAGUCUGAGAGUCAAGGCAAUUAAGAAAAGUAUGUUCACGCGGAGGUCGUCACGCUCACUCAAUGAGGAGAACAGCGCCACGGAGUCAAAGGUGGCGAGCAUCACCAACUCACCACGGGACUGGAGGACGGUGUCGUAUUCCUCGCACUCAUGGGGAUGAGGGUAAAGACAAGGACAGAGACAGAGACCGAGAAAGGGACACCAAGGACAGACACAGGAAAGCCAAAGAGGUAAGAAAAAUGGUUUACAUUUCUAACACUUUUCACAUUACACCAACAUUAGAUACUCUGUGUUUUUUGGGCUGUUUUGAUGUAAUAUGAGAGCAUAUUUUCUACACAAAGCGUCUCUGGGAGAAAAGCGCUAUUAAAAUCCUAUGUAGUAUUAUUAUCAUUACAGAAACAUGACAAGAGUAAUCAACAAGGUAAGAACAAUGGAAUACAUUUAUAUAAGUCCUUUGUAAGUGCUGGACCGCACUGUACGUGUUCAAGAACAGACAAAGAAAAGUAUUCAC